AUGAAGCACAUUCGCGCAUUGAAGGCUCUAAAAAGACCCACAGAUCAAUGGGAUGAUCUGAUAAUACAUUUAGUAACGAGCAAAUUGGAUCAAUUGACAUACAAGGACUGGGAGAAUACUAUUGAACGAGGUAAGUUACCAACCUUUGAGGAAUUGAUGCGUUUUCUGAAUCAACGUUGCAGAACGAUAGAGAUGACUUCGCGCCAAUCGAAGACAGUAGGUUCGGCGUCACAAGAAAAGGCCGCGCACCACAGAAGCACUACAGCGCACGUAGCCACUACUAAGAACGCAUGCGGAUUUUGCCACCAGGAAAAUCAUGCCGUUUAUAAAUGCAAGGAUUUUCUAGCGCUCAAUGUGGAGCAGAGGUUGAGAGAGGCAAAGACACACAAGCUCUGUUUGAAUUGUUUGAGAGUUGCAUCCCAUCUAGCAAAGGAAUGUACAGCAGGAACAUGCAGCAAGCGUCACAAUACGUUGUUGCACUUUGAGCAAUCAUCGAGGAGUCAACCUGAAUCUGACGUUGGAGGCGAGGAAUCUAAUGCUCAAGAGACUACAAAAUCCAUAACGUUGGCUCCCGCAGCGAUCAAUCAAGGACAACAGGUUUUGCUAGCGACCGCGAUGGUAAAUGUGACAGAUGUCAAAGGAGCAACUAGAUCAAUUCGAGCACUGUUAGACAACGGAUCUCAGUCUUGUUUCAUCACAAAGGAUUGUUGCAAGGAACUUGGACUCAAGCGUCAGGACACAAAUAUUCCUGUUUGUGGAUUGGGAGAGCAUUCCGUACAAACAAGAAGCAUGGCAAAGAUUAUCAUACAAUCGCGAACUACAGGAUACAAGAAGAGAUUGAAUUGCCUAGUAGUCGACACUAUUACGCAAAAGCUUCCGAUCAGCAGAAUAAGCAGAAGUCAUUUACAAGUACCGGACGGCAUCACGUUAGCGGAUCCGCAAUUUGAUCAACCUUCCAGGAUAGAUUUAUUGUUGGGAGCCGAAAUAUUCUUCGACUUGCUAUGUAUCGGCAGGCUAAAGUUAGCGGAUAAUCAACCAAGUUGGCAAAAGACACUGCUUGGAUGGAUCUUGGAUGGUCUCUGGGGAGCUCACUACUGCAGGACGACACCCGAAGAUUACUGUUUGCAACCUAGCCAUAAAUGA
Molecule: messenger RNA, 1143 nt
Organism: Vollenhovia emeryi
Lineage: Eukaryota; Metazoa; Arthropoda; Insecta; Hymenoptera; Formicidae
Exons: 1
Coding region: 1-1143 (380 amino acids)
Source: RefSeq, a predicted model, not a curated record